AUGAGAGCUUUGCUUGGAGCCUAUGAGUGUUGGGACUCCGUGGAGAAAGGAGUCGAUGAAAGUGAAGUGGCCGGGAGAAAAAAAGACCAAAAGGCGCUCACACUUAUCCAUCAAAGUUUGAAUGAGAAGAUGUUCGAGAAGGUUGUUGCAGCGACCACCUCCUAUCAAGCAUGGGAAAUUCUUCAAGCUUCAUUCAAAGGUGUAGACAAAGUAAAGAAGGUUCGUCUCCAAACAUUAAGAGGUGAAUUUGAGUCCCUCCGCAUGAAGGAGUCCGAAUCCAUUUCGGAUUAUAUCUCAAGACUCUUGGCCAUUACCAAUCAAAUGAAGAGGUAUGGAGAAGAUGUGAAAGAUGAUCGAGUUGUGGGAAAAAUUCUUAGAUCGUUGUAUCCAAAAUUCAACAACAUCGUCGUUGCCAUUGAAGAGUUGAAGGACCUAGACACCAUGACCGCUGAUGAACUUAGAAAGAAAUUGACUCAUGACGAGGCCGUGGAGGUGCUCGUGGUCAUGGCGGCGGACGAGAACGAGGACGCAGAAGAUGAAGACAAGGACAACAUGAUUAUGCAAAUAAUAGGCAUAAUUAUGACUCGAAGAAAAACCAAGAAAAAGGUCGAGGUCGUGGACGUGGACGAGGUCGAGGCCCAAGAGGUGGAGGAUAUAGGCCAAGUCAAAGGCAUGACAAAUCAAACAUCGAGUGUUUUAAUUGUCAUCGCUAUGCCCAUUACGCCUGGGAGUGUCAAAGUGACGUAG
This is a messenger RNA of Striga hermonthica, 747 nucleotides long. The record is from the annotation of a GenBank genome assembly. Lineage: Eukaryota; Viridiplantae; Streptophyta; Magnoliopsida; Lamiales; Orobanchaceae.